AUGCUGGCAAACAUCAUCCCCGGUUUCGAGAUGAAUGAGCUGCAACGAAAAGUUUCCAAGCUGAAGUUUGCCGCUCGAAGGGCUGAGGAAGCAGCAGAUCGCAUGGACAACAAAGCCUUGUGCCUGCUUGGCCCAGAGAGAAGCGCCGCUCUUGGAGAACCGAGGCUCCGGGCGCAGCUGCUGAUGCGAUCUCAGGAACUGAUUGAAACCGACGCCAACAUGUUCAACAUGGCAUUGCUGGAUGCCCAGAAAGCCGUGCACCUUUUGCCUGCCUGGGCGUUCGGGCAGGUUGCCUUUUCGCAGGCCCUCCAGGCACAUGGGCGAUUCGGAGAUGCAGCUGUCGCCAUGCAAACUGCCCUUGCCAUUGGCCGUGGGAUAGACAAGAGAGCUCUCAAGAAAGUGGCAGCCAAACUGCAGAAGCAAGUCGUCCAAGAGCUGGACAUUUUGCGAUGA
This is a messenger RNA of Symbiodinium necroappetens, 453 nucleotides long. NCBI's taxonomy places the organism in Eukaryota, Dinophyceae, Suessiales, Symbiodiniaceae. The record is from the annotation of a GenBank genome assembly.